Molecule: messenger RNA, 721 nt
Organism: Cimex lectularius (bed bug)
Lineage: Eukaryota; Metazoa; Arthropoda; Insecta; Hemiptera; Cimicidae
Product: larval cuticle protein A2B-like
Exons: 2
Coding region: 59-652 (197 amino acids)
Cellular component (GO): extracellular matrix
Source: RefSeq, a predicted model, not a curated record
UACUAUAAAAACGGGCCCUGCCCAUAGGCGGGGCAUCAUUUCAACGGCAACAGUAAACAUGAGUCUUUCGUACGUCGUCUGCGUUUCCGCUUUCUUCGCCGUGGCUUUCGCCGCUCCUCAGGUCUUCACGACGGUGUCCCACGCCCCAGUGGCCGUGGCAGCCUCCCCCUUAGUGGCCGUUAAGACUGUCAAGCCCAUCGAAGAAUACGACCCGCACCCCCAGUACAGCUUCUCUUACAGCGUGAACGACGCCUUGACCGGAGACUCCAAAGGUCAGAGUGAAACGCGCGACGGAGACGUCGUACACGGAAGCUACUCACUCGUCGAAGCCGACGGUUCCAGGAGAGUCGUAGACUACACCGCCGACCCCGUCAACGGAUUCAACGCAGUCGUACACAAGGAAACAGGAGUCGUAACCACUCCUGUCGUUAAGACCACCCCUGUCGUCGCAGCCGUGAAAUCCGCCCCUGUCGUCGCAGCGACAACUCUCUACAAACCUGCGACUGUUGCCUACGCCACCCACGGAUACCCUUACGCCGGCUAUGCCGCCCCAGUCACCACCCUCGGUCACGCUCCACUCGUCGCCCACGUCGCUCACUCUCCCCUCUACACCACUUCCUUCUCAGCUCCAUACGCCAACUAUGCUUUCUAAAAGUAUCAUAACAGCUGUACCUUUCAAAUUUCUGCCUAUAACUAUGUAAAUAAAUUCCAAUAGCCUACA